AUGUCAAAUAAAACUGUUUACCCUUGGCAAAAAUUCUCAGCAAAUCCUCUAAUUGUAAAGGAUGAUGUUGGCAAAGCAAAACCAAGUACCUACCCAAUUCCCGAUUGUGCAUUUGGAUCUAGAACUGUGGCUGUAAAAGAAGAGUCUCUGGGAGAAGUAUUGUGUCAUAUGCAACACUUUGCCUCUAUGGAUAUUAGGCCAGAAAAGGAUUUCAAAAAAACAAAUAUAAUGAGCAUUAAACAUAAUUUGUGCACAGCCAAAGAAUUCUAAGAGUUCAGAUAAUCACAUGACAUCAGAUAAAAAGUUGUUUAAGGUAAACCAAAAAUGACUGAGAUUCCUAAAUAGCAAGUGUUCGGCAGAAAAAAUAGAACUCCUUCUCCCAUAAAAAAUGUUCUGGCUUUUGAUUACGGAGCAGUAGCUGAGAAGAAAUAAGCCGAAGCGUAUUCUAACAGACCAUCAACUGCAAAGAGUAGAAUUUCAGUAGAAACCAAAUCAAGCAAACUACUAAAGGAAACGAUCAAAAAGAAUCAAUUAAUGCAAUCUCAGCCAGAAUAACUUAAAAAAUUGUCCCAAUUUGCUAAUAUUUAAGCAAAAACUAAAUCUAGAUAUUGA
This is a messenger RNA of Paramecium tetraurelia, 612 nucleotides long. RefSeq lists its product as uncharacterized. Lineage: Eukaryota; Ciliophora; Oligohymenophorea; Peniculida; Parameciidae. The transcript has 2 exons. The record is from RefSeq and is a predicted model, not a curated record.